UCAGAGUAGAAGGGCUGGAGUUACUUGUUUCUAGAAGACAAAAUGAAUAACACCAACUGCAUUCAACCAGAUAAGAUUUUUUUUGAAAAUACACUUCAGCCUAUUCUUCACAUCUUGGUAUUUAUCGUCGGAGUGGUGCUGAAUGUUUGGGGAUUGAAGUCCUUGCUGCAUGACUGGAAGAAAGUCCGAAGUAUUAAUAUCCUUGUCCUCAACCUUGGACUAGCAGACAUGUUGUAUCUGCUCACCCUUCCCUUUCUGAUAGUGUACUACCUUAAAGGGGCUAAAUGGAUGUUUGGAGAAGCUUUCUGCAUGGUGACAAGAUUUUGCUUCAACCUGAAUUUGUACUGCAGCAUCGGAUUCCUCACGUGUAUAAGUGUUUACAGGUACCUGGCAAUCGUCUAUCCAAUUAGAGCAUUGGGGAAAUUAACUAUGACACAUACUGUGGUCAUCUCAGCCAUGGUGUGGAUUCUGGUGAGUGUUCAAAGUCUUCCGGACAUGACCUUUCCCAAAUCUUCAGUGAACAAGACUGAAGAAUGUUUUGAAACCACUGAUUGGGAACAUGCUGCGGGGUACCUGAACUACAGCCUCGGCUGGACAUUUAUGGGAUUCUGCAUCCCUUUCAUCAUCAUUUUGGGCUGCUACGUGCAUAUGACUGUGGUUAUCUGCCACUCACAUAUGAUGAAAAAGAACAAGAAACAACGAGUCUUAAAGCUGUUGGUUUCUUUGAUUCUUCUCUUCUCACUUUGUUUUGCACCCUACCAUGUGUUGAAGAACCUCAACCUGUAUUCCAGAGUUCUGAAGAAUCGGAAUAUAUGCAGCAAAUGGGAUUCAGCAAUCUUCGUUGCUCAUCAGGCAAGUCGUGGUCUCGUGAGCCUGAACAGCGCUCUCAACCCGCUGGUGUAUCUCCAUGUAAACAAGGACAUGGGUGUUCAGUUCAGGCAGCUGCUGCAGGAAUGUCAACAGAAGAUCAGCUGUUUGUUGUCAAAUUCCCACUCUUUGCCUGCAUCACAGACUGAGCAAGAAAUUGACAGUCCUUCUAUGACAGCAGAUGUUCUUUAACCAUGUCAGGAGUAAAAACUUUGUACAUUUUGAACAUUUUUGUACAAUUCUGUAUGCUGUGUAUUUUUUUAACCUUUUGACUCUUGUUGCCAUGAAAAAAAAUAAGCUAAACCAGUUUCACUGUCACUGCUGUACUGAAAUAACAGAUAAGCAUUAUAUAAGGCCAGAAUGAUGACACCCAGUUAAAUGUGCUGUCUCUUUUUAACCAAUUUUUAUUGACUUUAUUGUUAUUUUUUUUCUCAUCCGCAUAGUUUCAAAAUUAUAAAUACAUUGCCUUGAAAAUGU
Molecule: messenger RNA, 1344 nt
Organism: Girardinichthys multiradiatus
Lineage: Eukaryota; Metazoa; Chordata; Actinopteri; Cyprinodontiformes; Goodeidae
Product: P2Y purinoceptor 1-like
Exons: 1
Coding region: 43-1059 (338 amino acids)
Biological process (GO): G protein-coupled receptor signaling pathway
Cellular component (GO): membrane
Molecular function (GO): neuropeptide receptor activity
Source: RefSeq, a predicted model, not a curated record